This is a messenger RNA of Eriocheir sinensis (Chinese mitten crab), 1290 nucleotides long. Its product is annotated as melanoma-associated antigen C1-like. The record is from RefSeq and is a predicted model, not a curated record. NCBI's taxonomy places the organism in Eukaryota, Metazoa, Arthropoda, Malacostraca, Decapoda, Varunidae. The coding region runs from base 1 to 1290 and encodes 429 amino acids. The transcript has 2 exons.
AUGCCCACAACUCCCACGAAAGCCUUGUCAAAUAGGUGUUUCUUCAGGUUCACAGUACAGAGGAAGGGUCACACUACCACCAGGGUCAUACAACUACCCCUGGAAAUGCCCACAACUCCCAUGAAAGCCUUGUCAAAUAGGUGUUUCUUCAGGUUCACGGUACAGAGGAAGGGUCACACCACCACCAGGGUCAUACAACUACCCCUGGAAAUGCCCACAACUCCCACGAAAGCCUUGUCAAAUAGGUGUUUCUUCAGGUUCACGGUACAGAGGAAGGGUCACACUACCACCUGGGUCAUAAAACUACCCCUGGAAAUGCCUACAACUCCCACGAAAGCCUUGUCAAAUAGGUGUUUCUUCAGGUUCACGGUACAGAGGAAGGGUCACACUACCACCAGGGUCAUAAAACUACCCCUGGAAAUGCCCACAACACCCAUGAAAGCCUUGUCAAAUAGGUGUUUCUUUAGGUUCACGGUACAGAGGAAGGGUCACACUACCACCAGGGUCAUAAAACUACCCCUGGAAAUGCCCACAACUCCCACGAAAGCCUUGUCAAAUAGGUGUUUCUUCAGGUUCACGGUACAGAGGAAGGGUCACACCACCACCAGGGUCAUACAACUACCCCUGGAAAUGCCCACAACUCCCACGAAAGCCUUGUCAAAUGUGUGUUUCUUUAGGUUCAGGGUACAGAGGAAGGGUCACACUACCACCAGGGUCAUAAAACUACCCCUGGAAAUGCCCACAACUCCCACGAAAGCCUUGUCAAAUAGGUGUUUCUUCAGGUUCACGGUACAGAGGAAGGGUCACACUACCACCUGGGUCAUAAAACUACUCCUGGAAAUGCCCACAACUCCCAUGAAAGCCUUGUCAAAUAGGUGUUUCUUCAGGUUCAUGGUACAGAGGAAGGGUCACACUACCACCAGGGUCAUAAAACUACCCCUGGAAAUGCCCACAACUCCCAUGAAAGCCUUGUCAAAUAUGUGUUUCUUCAGGUUCACGGUACAGAGGAAGGGUCACACUACCACCAGGGUCAUAAAACUACCCCUGGAAAUGCCCACAACUCCCACGAAAGCCUUGGCAAAUAGGUGUUUCUUUAGGUUCAUGGUACAGAGGAAGGGUCACACUACCACCAGGGUCAUACAACUACCCCUGGAAAUGCCCACAACUCCUACGAAAGCCUUGUCAAAUAGGUGUUUCUUCAGGUUCACGGUACAGAGGAAGGGUCAUUUUGAGUUAAUUCUUAAUAGUGUUGCACAUAUUACAAAUCCUCCUGAGUUUCUGGUUGUUUAA